Molecule: messenger RNA, 1062 nt
Organism: Penicillium hordei
Lineage: Eukaryota; Fungi; Ascomycota; Eurotiomycetes; Eurotiales; Aspergillaceae
Exons: 2
Coding region: 1-1062 (353 amino acids)
Biological process (GO): nucleotide metabolic process
Molecular function (GO): ATP binding; ATP:ADP adenylyltransferase activity
Source: RefSeq, a predicted model, not a curated record
AUGCAAUUAGGAUUUUCAGAAUCUCUCCCCACGCUUGUCGCAAGACGCUUUACAGCUGCUAAAGAUACUGGCCAUCUCGUGUUCUCCUCAACCCAUCUGUCCAUCAUCAAUGCUGCAGGGAUAUCAUACCAACUUCGCUACUGCCCUGCCCUCGCAAAGAAGCCCUCCAAUUUGAAACCCGACAAUGGCCCCAAAACACCAAAGCCCGAUCCCUUCGAGCAUCCAUCUCCAGAUCUUCUGAUCGCCCAGUUCCCGCCCGAGAACCCCACCUACAACCUCAUCCUCAACAAAUUCCCCGUCAUCCCAAACCACUUCCUCCUGGUGACAAAGGACUGGCAAGCGCAGACUGAUAUUCUCGACAAGCCUGAUCUCGAAGCUACAUACGAGUGUCUAAAAGCCUGGAACACCGACGACGAUGGUUCUCGAUCCACAAACGGCUCGUCUUCAAAGAGCCUCUUCGCCUUCUUCAACUCCGGCGACGACAGCGGCGCAAGCCAACCACACCGCCAUCUCCAAUUCCUCCCCGUGGACUCAAUGCGUCAGCCAGGUUUGGAGUCCUGGCAUCCGCUGAUCGACCUCCUCACCUCCCAACCAACCUCCCCCUCUCCAACACCGAAGUUCCAGCAUCUGCCAGGUCUCCCCUUGGCCCACUUCGCCCUCCCAAUCCCUCCAAACCCCUCUGCCGAAACCCUGCACGCAAUCUACAUAACCUUGUACAAGGCCGCGGCCGCAGCGACGCGCGGACGAACACCGAGCCAGGACACCGAGUCUCUUCCCACACAGGGACCAGCGUCUAUAAGCUACAACCUAGCUAUGACCCGCUCGACGAUGAUGAUCUGCCCGCGCAAACAGGAGACGGCUCUUGUUCCCGUUAAUAGCGCGACGACGCGCGAUAUCGUUGAUCCCGGCGUGCUCUCGCUGAAUGGUACUAUCCUUGCUGCGACAUUGAUGGUUAAGGCCGAGGGUGAGUGGGAUGCUCUGCGUGAGAAUCCGGAGUAUUUGACGCAGGUCCUUGCUACGAUUGGAUAUCCUCGUACGGAUUCUCGUGGGCCUUCGCUGUGA